AUGAAUGCAGGGCUCGAGACAUUUUAUCGGGUCAUCCGCAAAUUCGUCAACCUGCAAACUAUAAGCGCACCUUCACUCGACGCCCUUUUCCCUUCUCAAUCUCCUCCUUUCAUUGAAACGUCUAUCAUAACCCGAAGUACUCUAUAUCCGUUUCGAAAUGUUGCAGAGUUGAGGCUCAACGGCGUCUAUCUAAACCAACGCGAAGGAAAGGUCACCCCAGUCGAUCUAAUUCGUUGCCUACUUGACUUUCCACACCUCAAGACAUUAUUUGCACACAUUCAGAUAGACAAUGGAAGCGUUCAUCCUUUGAUGUAUCCGCCUACCGAAGCGCACUGCGCACUCCGACAUUUAGAAUUGACCGUGGCUAGAACCAGCGGACAGCUGAUGGACAGUUUAGCCCAGUUUCUUCAACUUACCAAGAAUUUAGAAACGUUUGAGUUGGCGGAUCGGACGAUGCGGAAGAACAUGCGUGGGUUUGAUAACUCGUUCAUUUUUCAACGUGGAGCCUUUGCAUCGGAGUUGGAUAUUAUACGGGUGGUCGAGGCGUUAUCUGGAAGCCACAAGACACUUGUUCGUCUUGUAAUCACCCAAUAUGAUCCAUUCCUGCCAGAAGCUCGUGCGGCAGUACCCAUCUC
Molecule: messenger RNA, 635 nt
Organism: Acaulospora colombiana
Lineage: Eukaryota; Fungi; Glomeromycota; Glomeromycetes; Diversisporales; Acaulosporaceae
Source: the annotation of a GenBank genome assembly